AUGAGUCCCGCCUCCGAGCAGACAGCCAGCAAGCCCGAGCAGUUUGACUGUCUCGUGCACGGCGAGUCCGUCCCGGCCCAGUCCGGCAAACGCUUCGACGUCGUUGACCCAGGCACGGGCAACGUCUGGGCGGCGUGCUCGGACGCCGCCGCCCAAGACGUCGACGGCGCCGUACAGUCGAGCCACGAGGCGUUCCAGACAUACUCCAAGUGGACGCCGAAGCAGCGCUCGAAGAGCCUCUUUCAAUGGCACCAGCUCAUUACCGAGGCGAAAGGGGAUCUCGCCAAGGUGCUCACCUCCGAGACGGGCAAGCCGCUGCGGGAGGCGGACCAAGAGGUCGACUACGCCCUCAGCUUCCUGUGGUGGUUCAUCGGCGAGGCGGAGAGGAUCCAGGGCAGCUCCAUCACGUCGGCCGUCGGCGGCCGGCGCGCCAUCAUCAUCAAGCAGCCCGUCGGCGUCGUGGCGGCCCUGGUGCCGUGGAACUUCCCGCUGGUGCUGGCGCUGCGCAAGAUGAGCGCCGCGCUGGCGGCCGGAUGCACCAUGGUGGUCAAGCCGUCGCCCGAGACGCCCGUCUCGGCGCUGUCGCUGGCCCGGCUCGCCGUCCGGGCCGGGUUCCCCGCCGGCGCCGUCAACGUGCUGACGACGAGCCUCGACGGCACCCCGCCCGUCGCCGAGGAGCUCUGCCGGCACCCGCUUGUGCGCAAGGUGUCGUUUACGGGGAGCACGCGCGUGGGCAAGAUCAUUGCCGGGCUGUGCGCGCAGAACCUCAAGGGCUCGACGCUGGAGCUCGGGGGCAACUGCCCCUUUGUCGUGUUCGACGACGCCAACCUCGCCCGCGUGUUGGAGCAGCUCAUGGCCCUCAAGUGGCGGCACGCCGGCCAGGCCUGCAUCUCGGCCAACCGCAUCUACGUGCAGCGAGGCCUGCACGACAAGCUGGUGGCGGCGCUGGUGGAGCAGGCGUCGAGGCUCAAGAUGGGCUACAGCCUGGCCGAGGACACUGACUUUGGGCCCGUCACGACGCCGAGGGGGCUCGACAAGGCCGAGGCCAUGGCCCAGGACGCGCUGUCCAAGGGGGGGAAGCUGGAGCUGGGUACCGGCAAGCGCAUGUCCGACGGCGGCGGCGGAGGGUAUUUCAUGGAGCCGACCAUCCUGACGGGCGUCACCGACGACAUGCUCAUGAGUCGCGAGGAGAUCUUUGCGCCCCUGGCUGGCGUCUCCGUCUUUGAUACCGAGGACGAGGUCGUGGCGCGGGCGAAUAAGACGAGCAUGGGCCUGGCCAGCUAUGUCUUCACCAAGGACGUCCACCGGCUGUGGAGGAUGUUUGAGAAGCUGGAAGCAGGCAUGAUUGGACUGAACACGGGCGCCGGCUCCUCCCCCGAGACCCCCUUUGGCGGCAUCAAGGAAAGUGGCUGGGGAAAGGAGAGCGGAAAGGACGUGGCCGUCGACGAGUUCCUGGUGACCAAGUGCGGCACGCUGACCAUCGAGGACCAUUGGUGA
Messenger RNA from Hirsutella rhossiliensis, 1497 nucleotides. RefSeq names its product aldehyde dehydrogenase family domain-containing protein. The coding region runs from base 1 to 1497 and encodes 498 amino acids. The record is from RefSeq and is a predicted model, not a curated record. The transcript is spliced from 2 exons. NCBI's taxonomy places the organism in Eukaryota, Fungi, Ascomycota, Sordariomycetes, Hypocreales, Ophiocordycipitaceae. Gene Ontology annotation, molecular function: succinate-semialdehyde dehydrogenase (NAD+) activity.